UAUCAAUAACAAAGCUUCAAUUCUAUCUAGGUUUGCGUCCGGCCUUGUGUUUACAUUGUAAACAAUCGACGAUUUAUGUUUUGCAAACGAACGCACACAGAUAACGACGGAAGUCUUAACCUGAGAGAGGGCUCUUGAACGAAUCUCUUCAAAGAAUUGUAAACAUGCAUUGAAAUGAUGAAUUGAUGAAACGCGCGCCCUCAUUACUUAAGUCUUAAUUGAAUGAGGGUAUUAUUAACGUUCGAGGCAUAUUGCUUCCGUUCAUUCGACCACAAGCCGCCGAUUGUUGUCUGCUGGCAUGCCGACGGCGCCGCUCAAUUACCUCAAUUCAUCAAAAAUCAAAAUGGCGGCGCGUCUUUUGAAAUGUUGAUAAAUCGGGUUCAAAGCAGGGUUAACUAAACACACAUUUCGCUUACUUAAAUUAAUUUUAAUCAUUGAUUAACGCCGGAAAGCAGUGUUAAUUGAUUUGUUUUCGAAGCUGGGUGCUGAACGUACUUACUGCGGGUCUAUUUGUAGUUGACAAGAGCUCUUGCUCAACUAAAUGUGGAUCGGAUGCAGAUGUACAAGUGCACUUUUAGAAUUGUCCGUUUCGAAGAUGCGCACACGACUGGUGUUCGAAGCAGUCUGCGCGUUGUACACGCGCGGCUCAAACUAAAAUGCGACUGCAAUGUCUCCAGAUAGCUUUGAUGCUUUCGGGGCGCUAGCUUACCAGCGCCAUCUUGAAAAAAUUCAUCAUUAUGCAUCUUGAACGCAAAUUUUAAUUAGGAGCGAUCAUCACGAAUGAUUCAGAUUCGUGCGUGCGUCGAAACUUUAAAUUUACUUAUCUCCGAAUAUCAAUAUUACAAUAUUUGACUGAGCGCGGUUUCGAUCAAUCUUAUCUAACCGCACACACCUCAAAAUUACCUCUCCAUGUGUUCAUCUCGCAGUUGAAUUCCCAAUCAUGUACGCUACGGUACUAUUUCUAUUUGCUCUAUAUUUUCUCACUGGAAAUCCCACCAGGGCCCAAAUAAAUCAUAAUGUAAGAAACUUCUAUUAAAAUUAUGCAGUUUUCGUUGAUCAUUUUUGUCAUAUCAGGAACAAAAGCCAAUAAUUCAGUGACCCCGAGUAUAUCACUGAGCUAGCGCAUAAUUUAUCACUAGUUCGAGGUGGGCUAUCGGCAAAACUAGGAAAAAUCACUCUCCUGAUGUCGGAUGGACCUGUAUCACCUUUUCGCACAGCUCAAAGGAACUCCAACGCAACUGAUAUGAUUCUGGAUGAUCUAGAUAGAUCCGCCAUUGCUGAAUCCUACCACAAGACGCAUGAACUCCUCGUACAGCCGAAUAUAAUCGUACAGACUUUUAAACUUAAAGGAACUGAUAUUAUCGGACUGGCUUUGUAUAAAAACUCAGCUAAUUCUGCACCUGUGCGUAUUCAAGAGAUCAAAUCAACGGAUGAAUCAGAUGAUCUUAUCCAGGAUGACAACUUUGAAGCCGCCGUGUAUCUCCCGAAAGUGCUCCGUGAACAGGUCUUGUCAAUUUUGCCAGAUCCAGUUGUUGUGGUCACAGUGUUUCUGAACGAUAAGCUUUUUCGGAAACAAGUGCGACACCUCCAACUACCUCAGGUGGUCUUCGGUGUUUUAAUACCGGAAUUCCGUGAUGUUUUUCAAGCGCCAGUGAAAGUGGUUUAUAAAGUGCGUGACCGUGAAACGGAGCACAAGCGCUGCGCACAUUGGCUUUAUGGAAGCCGACAGAAAGGUGCCUGGGAAACGGAGAAGGUGGCCACCUUCUGUGGUGGUGUAGAAGUGUGCGAAUAUUACCAUGUGACACAUUUUGGAUUGUUGAUCACUGGCGCUGAAGAUUCCGAUCGGGUUCAUCAACCCGCAUUGGAUAUCAUCACAUUGGUCGGCAGUAUAUUAUCAUUGAUAGGAAUUGGUGGUAUUCUCUUAACAGCGGCAAUCUUCCCGCAAUGGCGUGCGAAUCGUGGUAAUGUUGUUCUGACAAACUACGCGCUUGCAACACUUCUGGAAAUUGUAUUGCUGUACGCAUCGGGACAUGCAAAAGAGAACGCUGUUUGUGAUUUAACUUGGUGUUUUGUCACUGGAAUUCUAUUGCAUUAUGUUGUCCUGGCACAGUUCUUCUGGGUGCUGGUGAUCUCCUUCCUGCAGUAUAAACGUUACGUGGAGAUUGGAGAUGUGACAACGAAUCUGGUCGCCAAAGCGUGUUUAGUCGGCUGGGCAACACCAUUAAUCAUUGUCGUGCCAGUGGGUACCAUUUACACGGACAACUACACAAAUGCAUAUUCUAGUAUUUGUUAUCCUGACGGUUUGGCAUUGUUUAUUGGAGUUUUAUUACCGAUAUUACUGAUUGUAAUCGUAAUUGGCGAUUUUGGAAUGAUCGCGAAAAAUUUAUUCGCGAAUCCAAAGGUGCGAAGCACACGCGCUGGAAGUCAGACUCUGUUGAAGUUCCGACUGUUGGUACUACUUUUCCAACUGGGAAUCAGUUGGGUGUUUGGUUUUCUCGGAAAACUACACAUUUCCCUCGUUUACAUCUUUUGCCUCACAGCGACACUGCAAGGUUUCUUCGUCUUUCUACUUUUCAUCAUUUUCAACCAACCCACGCGUCUCAUGUACGUGAAACUGGUACGUCCAUCUGCAGGCGCAACAAAACCCUACUCCACCAGAGAAACAACCAAUACAUCUACCACAGGCGACACGGAAACACGUCCAAGCGUAGAACAUUAAACAAUUCAAAGUGUAUAUACUCAAGAAAACGUUUAUUACAUUAACACGAAACACA
Dalotia coriaria is the source of this 2774-nucleotide messenger RNA. Its product is annotated as adhesion G-protein coupled receptor G2-like. Gene Ontology annotation, molecular function: G protein-coupled receptor activity. Lineage: Eukaryota; Metazoa; Arthropoda; Insecta; Coleoptera; Staphylinidae. Gene Ontology annotation, cellular component: plasma membrane. The record is from RefSeq and is a predicted model, not a curated record. Gene Ontology annotation, biological process: adenylate cyclase-activating G protein-coupled receptor signaling pathway; cell surface receptor signaling pathway.